AUGAAUUCAAUAGUAGCGGGCUAUAGUUCUAGUGAGGAUGAAAGCGAUAAUGAGCUUAAGCUACGUGAUCCACUAGAGCAUUCAGAAUUGAUAAAACUUGUGUCAAAAAAUAUCAAUAAACAUGAGAAACUAAAAGAAUAUCCGAAAGAUGAUUUCACUAAUAAGAGACGGGCCCUAAAUGCUACUAUCGAACCCCAAAGUUACGAUAAUGCUGUAUUUGAAUUGAACAGUAGGUCAUACUUGAUCGAUGGGUAUGCAGAAGGUCCUGAUGAUAAACAAAUUGUUGUCAAUGAUGCAAUUUUACCGAAUAAAAGACAGAAAUUGGGAAUCACAAAGAAAAAAAAGAGUAUAUGGGAGGCUCCAAGUGAAAGUGAGGAGUUCACUGACGAUGAAAAUGGCAGCGAUGAAUCAGAAGAUGAAGAGAAAAAACAAGAUCAUGGUCCAAUGGAAAGCGAUGUUGCGGAGAUACAAGUUUCCAAUACAAAAUUUUUUGGCAAGUCUGAAACUGAUUACCUUGGAAGAACAUAUAUGCAUGUACCUCAAGAUCUAAAAAUCAAUUUAUUGAAAGAUCCAGGCUCACAGGAAUGCUUUAUUCCUAAAAAACAAAUAUUCACCUGGGAUGGACAUGCUGGAGGGGUUACAAAACUUCAAUUCAUCCCUAGAAGUGGUCACUUACUAUUAUCUGGUGGUAAUGAUUGCAAUAUACAUUUGUACGACACUUUCCACAAUAGACCACUUCUUAGAGGUUAUUAUGGUCACAGAAGACCAAUCAAGGACUUGAAUUUCAAUACCGCCAAUGUUGGAAAGACUUUUGCAAGUUGUGGGUUUGAUAGAGUUGUCAAUGUCUGGGACACCGAGGUUGGGAAGAUUGUUACUAGUUUGAAAAUGAAAGGAGCAAUUCCUAAUACUUUGCAGUUUAACCCCAAUAAUGAAAACGAGUUAUUGGUUGGUCUUUCCAAUAACAAGAUUGAGCAUUAUGACUUGAGAAUACCUUCAUCCAAUUCUGACCAUAUUAUCCAAACUUAUGAUCAUCACUUGAACGCUAUUAAUUCUUUAACAUUUAUUUCUGAAGGAAAGAGGUUUUUAUCAACUUCUGACGACAGGUCUAUUAGAGUUUGGGAACUAGGUAUUAAUAUUCCAAUUAAGUAUAUUGCUGAUCCAACUCAAUUUUCUAUGCCACGCUCAAGAAUCCAUCCAAGCGGGAAGUACUUUUCCACUCAGGCAAUGAACAAUAAAAUAAUGGUAUAUCAGGCACAUGAAAAGUUCAAGCAAAACAAGAAAAAAGUUUUCGAAGGCCACGAUGUUGCUGGGUAUGGGAUUGAUUUUACUUUCAGCCCGGACGGAAAGAUUGUCAUGAGCGGUGGAUCUACGGGGAAAGCAUAUUUCUGGGAUUGGAAAACCACCAAGAUGUUAAAAUCUUUCCAAGUGGAUAAGACAACAAUUAGUUGUAUUGAGUCACAUCCUCAGGAGACUAGCAAGGUGGCCAUGGCUGGUUCUAGUGGUAAAAUUUUCUAUUGGGAAUGA
Messenger RNA from Saccharomycopsis crataegensis, 1524 nucleotides. RefSeq names its product Cdc40p (gene CDC40). Gene Ontology annotation, cellular component: catalytic step 2 spliceosome. The record is from RefSeq and is a predicted model, not a curated record. The transcript has a single exon. NCBI's taxonomy places the organism in Eukaryota, Fungi, Ascomycota, Saccharomycetes, Ascoideales, Saccharomycopsidaceae. Gene Ontology annotation, molecular function: mRNA binding; protein binding. Gene Ontology annotation, biological process: mRNA splicing, via spliceosome. The coding region runs from base 1 to 1524 and encodes 507 amino acids.